AACCGGGGCGGCGUGAGGGCCAGCCGCCGCCGCGAUCCUGCCCCGGGCGGCGAGAGGCCGAGGUGGCCCAACAGCGCGAGCGCCUGGGAACGCGGGGGCCGACCGGGGCCGGGCGGACGCGGGGCUGCCAGGCCACCGCGCCGGAAGUACCCGGGGCAGCAGAGGAAGCGCAGUAGUUGUGCAGAGUAGGCAGAGCCGGCGGGAAGGCCGUUUGCUCCUGCUGUGUGCAGUGGCGGCCGCGGCCCCAGGUCUUGCUCUGAGACACGGGCGACAAAUCCCCAGAAAGGGACCACAGAGGGGAGGAGGAAGUGAGGAGGCCGCCCAAAGGCGGCGAGCUCGGAGGCCCUUAAGUCUUGGCCGCGUCAGGGAACCACAUGGCCUCCGGAGUGGGUGCGGCCUUCGAGGAGCUGCCUCACGACGGCACGUGUGACGAGUGUGAGCCCGACGAGGCUCCGGGGGCCGAGGAAGUGUGCCAAGAAUGCGGCUUCUGCUACUGCCACCGCCAUGCAGAGGCGCACAGGCAGAAAUUCCUCAGUCACCACCUGGCGGAAUACUUCCAUGGAAUCGAGGCCUGGACAUCGGGAGCCAAGGGGGAGGGGAAGGAAGAAGUUGAGGCCAAGAUGGAGAAUGAGACGGAGAUAGAAAGCGAGGUGGGAGAAGAGAGCGAGUCCGAGGAAGAGAGUGAGUCAGAAGAGAGCGAGACGGAGGAAGAGAGUGAGGAUGAUAGCGAUGAAGAGAGUGAAGAAGACAGUGAAGAAGAAAUGGAGGAUGAGCAAGAAAGUGAGGCUGAGGAUGACAACCAGGAAGAAGGAGAAUCUGAGGCUGAGGAAGAAACUGAGGCAGAGAGCGAAUUUGACCCAGAAAUAGAAAUGGAAGCAGAGAGAGUGGCCAAGAGGAAGUGUCCGGACCAUGGGCUAGAUCUGAGCACCUAUUGUCAGGAAGAUAGGCAGCUCAUCUGUGUCCUGUGCCCGGUCAUUGGGGCUCACCAGGGCCACCAGCUCUCCACCCUAGAUGAAGCCUUCGAAGAACUAAGAAGCAAAGACUCAGGCGGACUGAAGGCAGCUAUGAUAGAGUUGGUGGAAAGGUUAAAGUUCAAGAGCUCAGACCCUAAAGUAACUCGGGACCAGAUGAAAGUGUUCAUACAGCAGGAAUUUAAGAAAGUUCAGAAAGUGAUUGCUGCUGAGGAGCAGAAGGCCCUUCAUCUAGUGGAUAUCCAGGAAGCAAUGGCCACGGCCCAUGUGACUGAGAUACUGGCAGACAUCCAAUCUCACAUGGAUAGGUUGAUGACUCAGAUGGCCCAAGCCAAGGAACAACUUGAUACCUCUAAUGAAGCAGCUGAGCCAAAGGCAGAGGGCGACGAGGAAGGACCUAGCGGUGCCAGUGAAGAAGAGGACACAUGAAGACUUGCCAUUCCCAGUGGAAUAUCAUCCCUUUCCCUUGUGUGUAUGUGACAGCGUGUAUGUACGGCUUCUGAUUUUUGUGAAAGCUGCCCAGCAACAAACAUACUUCCACCAGAUAUGUUCCCAGAUCCACAGAAGGCACAUCUUUCUCCAGCGGACGACCAGUUCUUAUGCUUACUGACUGUGUACAGUUUCUGUUUCUCUUGUGGUGGUAGGUCAAGGAAAAUCGCUCCAUUGGUCGACCAGGAGCAAUUAGGAUGGGUCCUUCAGGUUACCCUUCAGUGGCUGCUUUGAACUUACUCAGGAAAGGCAGCCCCUGUAAUAGUGUAUAACCAAACAGUGUCACUUCAAUAAGAAGGAUCUGGAUAAUCUUGAGGGGCAGUGAGAAGUUUUUUUCCUACCUGCUAAUAAAAACCCCACUUUGUUCAUAUUGAAGCAUGAAACAAAUGAGGGCAAAGUGGGGCCAAAUUGACUCAUGUAGAUAGUCUUGAAAAGUCCAGUUCUGAAUUUGUAAAAAUGUGGUGCCAUGAAUUAGGAUGGAUGGCUUGAAAACAGGGUGGGGCAAGAGUUAAGAAUUAGGAAGACGUGGAAAUAUUUUUAGUACAUGAGGUUUCCCAUGACUUCAGAUUCAUAAUUCAGUGCUGUGGAAAUGAAAAAGAUGAUUGAUGAGGUAGAAAGGAAAUGCCCUUAAAAUAAAAAAGGAGGACCAAAGAGAUUUGAUUAAAGUUCGAGUUCAGUAUUUCUCAACUCAAAUUGCCUCAGUUUCCAGAAUAGUCACUAAAGGAUCUGACAACAUCUGAGUUAUUUGGGUGAAUUCUGCAGGCUUUAUGGAUAUUAUCCCAACAUGAAAGGCUGGAAUGUAUAUUACCAGAUGGGAAUUUUCAGUGUAGGUUUUUGGCUUCCCUCCUUAGCCUAAUUUGGCUUAAAUACAGUAUGGGGAAAAUUCUUGCCACCCCAUGGUGUGCUGAAUUGAGCUUCGUCUCCCAGCAGAUGACCAGCAGAUAUACCCUUUUUAUCCUCUGAACUGGACCCUUAUUCCCCUGGCACUGCCUAACCCACAGACUUUUGGAUCAUGUCCUAUACUCUGGCUGUCUUCUUUGUAAGUGACAUGAGCAGAGACAGUUCUGAGGUUGAACUUCCUCACCUCUCCCCAUUCCCAAAUCACAUUUCCUUACAACCAAGCUUCCGACCCCAAGUAAGCAGUGAUGUGCUAGGGGAGUACAAAACCAUAAGCUAAAGCACUUGCUCUUCCUGAAGCAUCGGUUUUAUUCAACAAAUGGUUUGGAGUGAGGGAAUGACAUUAUUUUUAUAUAAAACACACAGUUGUAUUGUGAAAUAGAAUAUGCAUACACAUGAACUGCUAAGAUAAAAUGGUAGAGUUCAAAGGUAAUUUGUUUGCAAAUGAGGAUAUAUGUUCACUCUCUUCUGCCUUUAGUGGUAUUUUGAUGUUCACUUCUGAGAAGGACCAUUGGAACCAUAUUUGGUGUUGGGGUUGCUGUUGACCCAGUGCCUAGACUUUCAGUGCCUCUGAGGUAGAACCAAAAGAGCCUGCAUAGGGGGUUAUCCUCCUCUUCUAGCCUGCCUAUCAGUGAUCUAUAUAUCCAUACAUACCUUUAGGGCUGGCUCAUUUGUGUGUAUGCAGGAUGUUUUUGAGCAAAACCAGUACUUGCUUACAGUAGGAGUUCUAUUUAUAUCAUUGUUUAAUCCUGUGCAUACUAUGAAAUAAUUUAUCCCUUUGAGGCCAAGAAGCUGCCAGGCAUUGAUUCAUUUUGGUGGAUUAUCCCAACUCACUGAAUAUGCUGAAAAUUUUGGGGCUAAGAGGAAUUGGGGCUGUUAAAAAAAAAUUUUUUUUUUUCUCUCAAACUGUGGCCAGAAAAUGGCUAAAACAAUUUUGGUGUUUUACCUAUCUGUCUACAAAGACUGGGAAAAUUGGCAUACCACUAAUUACAGCCACCAACCAUAUUCAACAUAACUACCCUAAAAGGACCAAAGGUCACUCUUGGAAAGAGUUAAAAAAAUAUCAGAAGAUUAAGAAGACUUCAGAAUUUGAAAGCUUGUGUUGUCUUUCCCCAGUAACUAUUUUUACUCUUAUCUUAGCAAGGGACAGAUCAUUGACUCCAACAUACCUGAUCAUAUGCUAUUACUUUAAAUCAGUAUUUGGGAAAUCCGAGCAUUUAUGCAGUGGAUAUGAACAGAAAUAGAAAAAUAUGUGCCAACCUGUCUCAAUAAAUUAUAUCUGUGUAAUCCUCUAGGAAAGCACUUUUGCUUUUACUUAGAAAGGAUUUCAGGUUUGCUUUAUGAGCGCCUGUUGUCUUCAGCACCUGAUAAAACUUUAACCAGGGAAGCAUUAAACACAGCACAGCAGUUUUUGCACAGCCUCCUAGGUCCCUGCCAGCAGCAUUUAUCAAUGUAAGAAAUAGGAAGCUUCCUGCAGUGGCACCAGCUUCCCCCAGAGCUGGAGCAUGGGGCUCUGCCUUAAGCCCCAGUGUGGCAAGGCCUUCCUCCUGCCAGGUCUGUAAAAGUUAGAGUGCUCUGAAUGGUGUCUUGAAUGGCUGCAGGCUCAGGGUUUUCUGAAAUCCCCAAGGAGAAGCCAUCAAGGGAGGCAGGUAAUGAAUGUCUUCAGAAUGAAUCAGGUACCCACAACAGUCCCUGGCUGCCUUCUGUAUGUUGGGGGUCUUGAGCCUGGGAGGGGUUUUUUCCUUUGCAUUGUUGUCAUUAAAUCCAAGGUGGUAAUCCCUAAAGUGCUUGGAGUCUCCACUCCGACUGCCUAGAGAGGGAAAUAUCCUGCAUUGAGAACCUGCUUUGAGCCAGGCCCUGUACUAUGCUCCCAUUCCUCCAAAGAUAAAAACAUAUGCAGAGUGCAAGAGUCACUUGCUUUGAGUUACACAGCUAGGAAAUAUCAGAGUCAGAUUUUGAACAUAGCUCUCUUUAAUUCUGUGGGCAGGCCCUUUGUAACAUACCCUGCACCCUUUUUCCUGGUUUUCUUGAAACCAAGGGAGAAAAAGGCUUUAGAUUUCUCACUGUUGCCUGACCAUCUCACUCUAUGAAUAUUUUUUCAAAAUGAUAUUUGAUGGCUGUAGUUUGGGCUCAGAAAUGGCAUUGAGGUAGCCUUAUCCCUCCACUUUUGCAGAUGCUUUAAGUACAUGUUGCUAACUUGAGUCCACCUUCAGGAAUUGAGGGAGCAUUUCCUUUUUGGUAACAAUCCCCCAUAAAUAAAAUGUUUCUAGAGUAUAGUACUUUUCAGAAACUGUGAAAGUGAAAGGUGUUCUGCUCUCCACUCUCACUUUAUUUGAAAAUGUCUGCUGCUGCACUGCUGCAAAAAAGGAAAUCUUCAUUAUCUUAGUAAACCUGGCCAGUUCAGUGCACUGUGAAAAUGCUGAUUCAAAGUCCAGUGAAUCCAGACUCUACUCAGAUAAUUGAUUAUAUAUAUAUGUAUACACACACACAUACAAACACAUACACAUAUAUAUGAUAAAUAUGAUAUAUAUGUGCAUGUGUGUACGUAUGUAUAUACAUGUGAACAAACACACAUACACCACUUAAGAACUGACGGAAAUUCAAAGCAUCCUUCUCAUUAUCUUGCAUAGCAUUGCAAAGUUUCUGCCAGCCUGAUUACAAGUGUCACCAGAUAAUUGGAGCUUAGACGCUUGCUUACAAGAUGCUUACAAGAAAAGUAGUUCCCUAGCAAAGGUUGUCAGUUCCUAGAGCAUUAAGUCUAGAUGACAGCACUAAAAGAAGCUGCACUCCAGCCCUACCCCAAUAUGUUUAAUUACAUGGGAAAUUUCGAAGCCCAGUCAUUUUGGUAAACUGAGAGUCUGACUACUCAGUCCUGCCUGAAGGCACAGCUCCAGAAUUCACUACCUAUAGUGGGGGCAGGGCCUAGGAAGAGUCCUGUCUCCCACCUAGAAAAUAUUCUGAAAUUACAAAGUUUUAUGUCUUUGGCUUAACUCAGACAAGAACUUUGAUCCCCUGCAAAAUGCCAAUACCUCUGGGAAAGCACCACAUUAGGCACUGAUGGGAAGAAUGCAGGGGAAAGUAGUACAGUGGAAAGACUGGGUAUCAGAAGCCCUGUGUCUUGGUGCUGACUCAGACCCUUUUGACAGUCUGGCCUCUCUGGGCCUCAGUUUCUUAAAUGGUGAAAUGUGGAAAGGAGAGUAAACUGGGUGACCUCUAAAGUCCUUUGGUUCUUCAAACUUACUUCUGCAACAUCGAUAUUCACCUUCAAGUUUUUGAGCAUGUAGACACAGAGGGGCUGAUGGGUAAUUAUGCGAGUGUAAGAGGGCAAGGAUGGAGCUUUGGGUGCCAGCUUUGCCCAUUAGGUAAAGGACACAUCCCUCCACUUAUCCCAGUGCUUAGCACAUAGUGGCUGUUCAGUACAUGCUUUUCUAUAAGAAAGUCAGUUGCAUGUUUACUGUCUGCCAAGCACAUCCUAAUUUUUCUGUUUUAAAAAAAAUCUCAUUAUAAAUCGACUCCAGCCUAGCCGUAAGAGAAAAGAAAGGUCCACUGAGGAUACUUCAGCUCCCGGGUUAAUAUUGCCUUCACCGAGCAAUGUUUCCAAAGCCUCUCACCCCAGCCCAUUCCAAGAUCCAUAAGACCAGGCAGUUCUGCUCUCUGGGGGCCUGACCCAUAAGACAGUAUCAUUUGGAACUGAGAACACACCAGAAACAGCACAGCAAAUAAACCAAAGCCACAACAAGGGCCAGAGCAGGAAAAUGAAAAUAAAUGAAGACACUUGUAGGUACGCUGGUACAAAAACAACUGAGCCCAUGCUGGCUUUGAUAUGCCCUUGAGGGGAGAGUAGAUUUACACUUAAUAGGAGUUAAACCUGACCAAUCUGUCUACAGUGACAGGCCACACUGCUGCAUGGGUGGGGAAAACCUACGGAUCCAUUGUCCUCUGACUGUUUUCCUGUGCACAGUCACAUUCCCUCCUUAGCUUCCCCUUCUACCCUUUAGGUUAAACAAGGGAACACUCAAUCAUUCAGCGGAAUUACACAUUUGAGUUAAUGUUUCAGUAUAUUAUUUUCAUGCUGUAAAUUAUUCUGUAAGAGAGAUUUACCACUAUCCCAGGAUGUUCAGAUUUGGUGCCCCUGUGCAUUUGGAAAUCAAUAAACUAUUACUGGAAAUACUA
Messenger RNA from Choloepus didactylus (southern two-toed sloth), 6530 nucleotides. RefSeq names its product tripartite motif containing 44 (gene TRIM44). The transcript has 5 exons. The coding region runs from base 375 to 1400 and encodes 341 amino acids. NCBI's taxonomy places the organism in Eukaryota, Metazoa, Chordata, Mammalia, Pilosa, Megalonychidae. Gene Ontology annotation, molecular function: zinc ion binding. The record is from RefSeq and is a predicted model, not a curated record.